Cucurbitaria berberidis CBS 394.84 is the source of this 2517-nucleotide messenger RNA. Its product is annotated as vacuolar protein sorting-associated protein 16. The coding region runs from base 1 to 2517 and encodes 838 amino acids. Gene Ontology annotation, molecular function: actin binding. The record is from RefSeq and is a predicted model, not a curated record. Gene Ontology annotation, biological process: intracellular protein transport; endosomal transport; vacuole fusion, non-autophagic. NCBI's taxonomy places the organism in Eukaryota, Fungi, Ascomycota, Dothideomycetes, Pleosporales, Cucurbitariaceae. Gene Ontology annotation, cellular component: endosome; lysosomal membrane; cytoplasm. The transcript has 3 exons.
AUGUCCAAGCCAACUGCCAAUUGGGAAAAGGUCGGCGACAAGUUUUAUCGCAAGGUGCAACUCUACACGGCCGUCUUCGACCAGGACCUUGAGCUCGAGAACUACAAUGUAGUGGGGGCGCCGUACAGCGGUGCUGUAGCUAUAUAUCGCGAUGAAGAGAAACUCCAUUCGUACCGCGGGCCGGGUGUGUCUAAGUCGAGCAUCGAUAUCUAUAGCUGCGCCGGGAAGCUUAUACGAAGCAUAACUUGGGAUAAGGGCACAAUCAAAGGCUUAGGCUGGUCUGAGGACGAAAAGCUGCUCGUUGUGACCUCAGACGGCACGGUACGCUGCUACUACGACCUCCAGGGCGACUUUGCGCCUUUCACGCUUGGCCACGGUGCAGAUGAACACGGCGUCGUGUCCUGCAAAUUCUAUGGCACUGGCUUUGUCGCGCUCCUCGGAAACAACCACCUCAUCUCGGUAACAUCAUACACAGAACCGCGUCCCAAGCUGCUCGCAAUACCGCCGACUGAACCCGUAGUAUCGUGGAGUAUCAUACCGCCCGCAUACUCACUCUCGCGUUCUGUAGAGGUGAUACUCGCGAUAGGCGCUACCCUCUACGUUGUCGACGCUACUGAAGCUGAAGACAGGAACUUUGAUGCUGGGCCUUUCAGACACAUCAGCGUCAGUCCCCGCGCCGAGUUCCUCGCCUUCUACACCGAGGAUGGUAAGGUAUGGGUGGUCAGUGGUGAUUGGAGUGAGAAGCUCAGCGAGUAUGACAGCAAGGUCAAGACGGUGCCCAAGGACAUGCAGUGGUGCGGAUCCAAUGCCGUCGCUCUAGCUUGGGAAGACGAAGUACAUCUGAUUGGACCAAAAAGCGCGGCAACCAAGUUCUACUACGACACGUGGAUACAUCUACUACCGGACGUUGAUGGCAUACGGCUUUUGACAAAUGACGUGUGCGAGUUCAUUCAGAAGGUGCCAGACGAAGCAGUUGAGGUAUUCCGCCUAGGGUCCGAUUCUCCUGCUGCAAACCUUCUGGAAGCGUCUUCACUACUUGAACAGAAGAGUCCAAAAGCAGACGAUCUCAUCCAGCUAAUACGGCCAAGCCUGGCUGAAGCAGUAGACACUUGCAUCAAAGCGGCAGCACACGAAUACAACAUCCACUGGCAAAAGUCGCUUCUAAAGGCUGCUUCAUAUGGAAAGUCCGUGCUAGACUUGUACUCCUCCGAUGACUUCGUCGAUACUUGCGAUACUUUACGCGUUCUAAAUGCAGUGCGCUUCUACGAAGUGGGACUUCCACUAAGCUACGACCAAUAUCGCCGCAUGACGCCCGAGAAACUCAUUGAGCGGCUGACGAAUCGUAACGAGUAUCUUCUGGCGUUGCGAAUAGCAGACUAUUUGCACCUCCCAGCAAGUCAAAUUCAUGGUCACUGGGCUCAGCAGAAAGUCCGUGUUUCUACGGACCCAGAGGAAGAGAUAUGCAGUCUGAUCGUUAAAAAACUGCAUGGCAAGCCCGGUGUCUCCUUCGAGGAGAUUGCACGCGCAGCCUACGAUGAAGGCCGUGUUCGACUCGCAACCGAACUGCUGAAUUACGAACCUAGAGCGGGUAAGCAAGUUCCGUUGCUACUCAACAUGAAAGAAGAAAACAUCGCGCUCGACAAGGCAAUUGAAUCGGGCGAUACAGACCUCGUCUAUCACGUCCUCCUGCACCUACGCAAAAAGCUCCCGCUCGCAUCAUUCUUCCGUGUCAUAAACAGCCGGCCCGUCGCCACCGCCCUUGUCGAAUCCUCGGCCUGGGAUCAAGACCGCGAGCUGCUUAAGGAUCUCUACUACCAAGAUGACAGGCGCCUAGAUGGCUCGAAUCUCUUACUCUCUGAAGCACUUGCACAGCCCGAAUUCCAUGGCUCUCUCGAAAAACUCAAGUCAGCAUCAAAAUACCUGCAGGAUUCUCGUGACAGCACCGCCAUCUUCCAGCGACAGGCUAUUGACGAGGCAGCGAAACUCCUCAGACUGCAAGAGCAGUUUGAGAAAGACCUCGGUCCGCACAACCCCACACCGGGUGGCACACUGACAGGGCAGUCCUUCAUCGGUCUCAGCGCCAACGAAACUAUUUUUCAGCUCAUCCGCCAGGGACACUACAAACGUGCCCAAAAAGUGCAAUCAGAAUUCAAAAUCACAGACAAAACAUACACAUACAUACGUCUGCGCGCACUUGUCGCAGCACGACAUUGGGUGGAGCUCGAGGAGUUUGCCAAGCAGAAAAAGAGCCCAAUUGGGUGGGAACCAUUCUUCAAUGAGAUCCUGACAGCGGGGAAUACAAGGGUGGCGAGUGUGUUCAUACCGAAAUGCACCAACUUGACAGUUGCAGAGCGGGUCGAUAUGUGGGUAAAGUGCGGACUGCUGGUUAAAGCGGGGGAGGAAGCAUUCAAAGCCAAGGAUAGGCCUUUAUUAGAGGAGGUGAGGAGUAAAGCGGGAGGUAGUGCAGCAGUGGAACUUGAGCGGUUGCUGGGGAUGCUGCCACAGGGCAGGAAAUAA